Messenger RNA from Ipomoea triloba (trilobed morning glory), 1044 nucleotides. Its product is annotated as protein RTE1-HOMOLOG. Gene Ontology annotation, biological process: regulation of ethylene-activated signaling pathway; response to ethylene. The transcript has 3 exons. The record is from RefSeq and is a predicted model, not a curated record. Bases 284 to 964 code for a protein of 226 amino acids. Gene Ontology annotation, cellular component: endoplasmic reticulum; Golgi apparatus. NCBI's taxonomy places the organism in Eukaryota, Viridiplantae, Streptophyta, Magnoliopsida, Solanales, Convolvulaceae.
UUGGCGUGAGUUGGCUCCCUUUUAAGUUUUAAUCGCGAGCGCGAGGCCAAAUCAGCUGAAAGAAAUCAAGAUCUCUCGCGCCGGGGAGUAAGCAAGCCGCGAUUUGUGGCUGCAAUUUGGGCUCGGCGUCGGGUUCUUUGUCUGCAAACAACUGCUACCACAGGACAGGUUCGAAUAUCUUUUGGGAUUUCGUCAACUCUCUUCACCCAAGAAAAGCUUGCAAGAGCACAGGCUGCGUUUCCAUUCGUCUUCAGGGCAAAGUCUAUCUUUUACUGCUUUAGCAAUGGAGCCCAAUGCUGAUCCUGAAAAUACUCUGAUGAUUGAAGAAAGUGUGGAAAUAGAUCCAAGAAGAGCACGUUUUCCCUGCUGCAUUGUGUGGACACCUCUGCCUGUCCUGUCGUGGUUUAUCCCUAUUAUUGGUCACAUUGGAAUAUGUAGAGAGGAUGGGGUUAUCUUGGAUUUUGCAGGGCCAAAUUUUGUGUGCGUAGACAAUUUUGCAUUUGGAGCACCAGCUCGCUACAUUAGGAUAAGGAAAGAUGAGUGCCGUGUUUCUCGCUAUCCUGCUCCAUAUGAAAGGGAAGAUGACCGGAAUUACGGUGAAACUGGAAAUGACGCUACAACAUGGGAUGGUGCAUUGCACAAGAGCACAGAAGAAUUCCAGCACCGAUCUUAUAACCUUCUCACCUGCAACUGCCACUCAUUCGUUGCCAAUGCUUUAAACCGGUUGGGCUUCCAGGCCGGGGGGUGGAAUGUUGUUAGUUUAGCAAUUUACAUCUUACUCAAGGGACAAUGGGUUCGCAAAGCCUCCAUCUUGCAAACCUGUUUACCUUUUCUUUUAGUGUUCGGUUUAGGGCUCACCUUUGGGGGAGGGGCUUUCCUAACCUACUGGGCAAUCUUCGUUGCUGUUCUUGUUGGCUGGUUUCUUAUUGGUUCCUACUGUUUCAAGACAAUGAUCUAUUUGUAGUUGCCCGCUGUUUCCUACUCAUUCUCUAUGUAAAACAUGUACCGUGAUUCUGAUAUGAAAUACAAUAUGGAUUUGUUCAA